GGUAGGUCGAGGAAUUUGGAUCCCGUCCUUGCCUCUUCGUGUUUAUUUUAUUUUUCUUAGUGUUUUUCUACAUUUUCUUUCUCAAAUAAUGAUAUCAUCUAUUCAAAUCACGUAUUUAUUGUUUCUUUGUUGGUUUUUAUAAGUUAACAGGAGUUAUAGCUAUAAAUGUAUUUCAUGAUUUGCCAAAAAAAUGAUAUCGGGGUCUCAGCGGAAAAGGCAACAAAGAAAUCCUUUAGUGUUCUUAGAUAUAGUGACUGAUGGCGAGCCAGCUGGACGAAUAGUAAUAGAGCUAAGAGCUGAUAUAGUGCCUAGAACAGCUGAGAACUUUAGAGCAUUAUGUACCGGAGAGAAAGGAAUAGGUACCAAUGGAAAGCCAUUGCAUUACAAAGGAGUUCGCUUCCAUAAAGCGGUGUCUCAGUUCAUGGUGCAAGGCGGAGAUAUUAUCAAUGGAGAUGGUACAGGAGGGGAGAGUAUAUAUGGACCAACAUUUGAAGAUGAAAAUUUUAAUCUCAGGCACGAUCCUGGUGUGGUGAGUAUGGCCAACAAAAAUCGACCACAUACAAAUGGUUCCCAGUUCUGUCUCACGAAUGUGCCGUGUCCUCAACUCGAUGGCAGAAAUGUGGCUUUCGGACAUAUACACUCCGGUCUGGGGAUAUUGGCUGAUAUACAGUCGUAUGCUGAUGAUGAUGGACGUCUUAGUAUUGAGUGCAUAAUAGCGGACUGCGGUGAGAUAUUGAAUACACUGGAUUGGGGCGUGUGUUGCAAUGACGGCACAAGUGACAGACUACCAGAGUACCCGGAGGACUCCGCAUGGAACACGCUGCCUGUAGAAGAGUUACUGUCAUGUAUAAGUGAUGUGAAGCAGAGCGGCAACGCGUACUUCGGUCGCGGACGACACAAGGCUGCGGCGAGGAAGUACACAAAAUGUCUGCGAUAUUUGUCUCAUGCCGCGGAAAUGUUGCAAUCAGACCGCCUUCCUAACCCAGAACAAGUGUUUGGCGUGAUGGCGAUGUUCUCAUUGCAAUGUAACUUGAACUUAGCCGCGUGCCACAUCAAGUUGGCCGACUACAGCGCCUGCGUCAAAUGCACCACUGAGGUACUUAACGUUGAACCAAACAACGAGAAAGCGUUAUACCGUCGAGCGCAAGCUAACUUCGCUCUAAGUAACUACGAAGCGGCCAUAGCUGACCUGAAACACGCGAGCAAUAGUUCACCAAAUAAUAAAGCUGUAAAAAAAUUACUAGACGAAGUCAGGUCAAGUAACAAUAGCUACAAUGAAAUACAAAAACAGAGGCUGUCAAAAUUUUUUCGUGACCAAAAAGAGGGAAACGUCACGAUCGAACAUAACUGAAUUGAAAUUGCACGUCGUGAUAUACAAAUUGUGAUUAAGAAUAUAAUUGAAUUUCGGAAUAUUCCAUUUAAAUGUUAACGCGGAAUAUUAGAUGUUAAUGUGGAAUAAUUUAAUUCCUAUGAAUUUUUGAGACUAGAAUAUAAGUUUAAAACAUAUUUUUAUUUCUAUUUUGGAUGACGAUAUGUUUUAUAUAGAGAUUUUGGCCUCAGAAAUCUACUGUUAAGCGGCAUAUUAAAAUAUGUAUAAAGACAUGUUACGUUUACUAAAUAAACGCAUUGAUGUUCAUUUAUAUGUUAACUUGGAAUAUUCCCACUGAUAUUCCAAUUUACAAUUGGAAUAAAUGAUAUUCCAAUUUACAAUUGGAAUAACUGAUAUUCCAAUUUACAAUUGGAAUAACUGAUAUUCCAAUUUACAAUUGGAAUAUAAAUAUUGUUUUAUACGUAGAUAUAAAUAAGUUAAUUUAAGUGACAAUAGAAUUCAGUAAUAUUUGGAUAUAUUAUCCGGACGGUUUAUUAUCCGGACGUACAACUAAAUGGUUACAUUUUUAGUACAACAUAAAUUAUAGUAUGACAAAAAAUAUUCCGCUAUUAUCCAAGCUUCUUUUAAGUUCAAAUUAUUGUAUUUUGGCUUUUAAUAUUCGAAUUAAAAACACACUAACUUUUUUGGUUGGUGGUAAUGU
Molecule: messenger RNA, 2030 nt
Organism: Papilio xuthus (Asian swallowtail)
Lineage: Eukaryota; Metazoa; Arthropoda; Insecta; Lepidoptera; Papilionidae
Gene: Cyp40
Product: Cyclophilin 40
Exons: 8
Coding region: 191-1351 (386 amino acids)
Biological process (GO): protein peptidyl-prolyl isomerization; protein folding
Cellular component (GO): cytoplasm
Molecular function (GO): protein binding; cyclosporin A binding; peptidyl-prolyl cis-trans isomerase activity
Source: RefSeq, a predicted model, not a curated record